Messenger RNA from Echinops telfairi (small Madagascar hedgehog), 1751 nucleotides. RefSeq names its product SDE2 telomere maintenance homolog (gene SDE2). The transcript is spliced from 7 exons. Gene Ontology annotation, cellular component: nucleus. Bases 42 to 1511 code for a protein of 489 amino acids. The record is from RefSeq and is a predicted model, not a curated record. NCBI's taxonomy places the organism in Eukaryota, Metazoa, Chordata, Mammalia, Afrosoricida, Tenrecidae.
GCCCGGUUUCAGGGCUUCUCCAGGCUCUGAGGCCGGAGGAAAUGGCGGAGGCUACGGCGCUCGUGUGGAUUCGCGGGCCAGGCUCCGGGUGCAAGGCAGUGCGAUGUGGCUCGGCUCGGGGCUCCAUCUGGAAUUUCCUUCACCGUUACUUCCAAGAUCAAGUUGUUCCAGUGGAAUACUUCUUUGUGAAAUGCAAUGGAGCACUUGUUGACAUCAAUGAUGCCGUGCAGGAUGGAGCUGUUUAUAGUCUGGAACCCAGACUUUGUGGUGGAAAAGGAGGUUUUGGUUCUAUGCUCCGAGCACUUGGUGCUCAGAUUGAGAAGACAACCAAUCGAGAAGCUUGCCGGGAUCUCAGUGGAAGGCGACUACGGGAUGUCAAUCAUGAAAAAGCAAUGGCUGAGUGGGUAAAACAACAGGCUGAGCGAGAGGCUGAGAAAGAGCAGAGACGUCUGGAGCGCCUGCAGCGGAAGCUUGUGGAACCCAAGCACUGCUUCUCCAGCCCUGACUACCAACAGCAGUGCCAUGAGAUGGCCGAGCGCCUGGAGGAUUCUGUCCUCAAAGGUAUGCAGGCUGCCUCCAGCAAGAUGGUAUCAGCUGAAAUCUGUGAGAAGCGGAAACGGCCUAACAAAUCCACAACAAGCAGGGAAGCCAGUGCACAGAAAAAAAAAUGCUUUUGGUUGGGCGUGGACGGACUAGAGAAUGUAGAGGGUGCCAGUUCUGAGAGCUCAGAUGAUGACGGUGAUGGAGCACCUGGUACUUCAGGAAUGAGCUGUCAGGCUCCCCAGAUUGGCCGUGGUGGUGGUGUGGUGGCAGCCGAAUUCCCCAGCGGUUGUCAGAGACCUGGAGUAUUGAGUCUAGACCCUGGAUCACUAGAACAACUGCAGAAAAACUCCAUCAGUGACUCUGAGGAAGAUACAUCUGGAGAUUCAUGUGCUACACUGGGGGAAACCUCUCCAGAGGAGCAGGCCAAAAGGAAGGUGGCUGGGCACACCACGGUGAUCCAGGGGGACUACGAAGAUACAUCUGGAGAUUCAUGUGCUACACUGGGGGAAACCUCUCCAGAGGAGCAGGCCAAAAGGAAGGUGGCUGGGCACACCACGGUGAUCCAGGGGGACGAGGAGGCCGAGAGUGAAGAACCCAGAGAGAAGGAAGCAGCUGGGGUGAGACUGCCCGAAGAGGCAAAGACAGAAGAAAGGACUGAUGGAGAAAGAGCUGCCGUGGUAGCAUCUGGGCACAAAAAUGAAGGCCUUCCUUGUGCCAGGCUAGAGGAAGGCCAGCCAGGACACACAGGUAUUGGGCAGCGCGCUGUAGAUUUACUGGCAUUCGACUCUGUUGCGGAAUUCGAGUUGCUAGGUUUGGAUCAGCUCAAGUCUGAACUUACGGCUCUGGGACUGAAAUGCGGGGGCACUUUGCAGGAACGGGCUGCAAGGCUCUUCUCUGUCAGGGGACUGGCGAGGGAGCAGAUUGACCCAGCUUUAUUUGCCAAGCCUUUGAAAGGAAAGAAGAAAUGAAUUUCAUCAGAGUUGAAUUCCUAUUUCUUGUCAUGUGUAGCACUUUAUACCUGCAUAAUGCUGACUCUUGGACAUUUUUUCUGUUGAUAUUAAAAGUUAACUUUUAAUCAAUUUUAGUUAUCCUUUUUCUUUAUUACAUUUAUAGACUCGAUCUGUGAGACCAUUGGGAUCUGAAGCUUUCUUUGUGGAAAAUGUUUUGAUAAUACAUUCAAUUCAAUAAAUAAUACUUUAUAUCCAUAA